UUACGGUUUUAAAGAUCCAAUAAUGUAUUAUGCAAUCUGAUGGUACAGUAAUCCCACAUUACUGAAGCUCAACCACUCAGUGAUUUGAUGAUUCCUGAAAAAUAGAUAAAAACAAUGAAUUAUGUAUCCUAAUGUUCCUAAACCUCAUACGUAAUGCAUCACAUCGUGGUUGUCAAUUAAAUUAUUGAAGGGUAAACCAUACAAUCCAUAUUUUCAAUGCUGAACAUUGAAUUUUAAGAGAAACAGGGAUGAGUGAAACUUCUUCCGGAUUAACAAACACAAUAAUGCAUAUAACGGAUUUCCCAAGUAAACAACGUGUAACUACUACAGUCGCACGAGAAAAAACGAUGUAUGCCAACAUUACAACAUACAAUACUACCAAUGACGUACUAGACAAUAGAGACACUGCAUCACGGGAACUUCUUGUAAUAGCAGGAAUAGUGAUAGUUCCUGUUAUAGUGAUUACAUUAAUUGGGAAUAUACUUACGAUAAUCUCGUUCAUACGGGACCGAAAGUUACAUGAAUCAAUCAAUAUUUACAUACUAAAUCUCGCUAUUGCCGAUUUCCUGAUCGGGACUAUUAGUAUGCCGAUAUACCUAGCAUAUACUUUAGAUGAUAGCGUUUGGAUAUUCGGAUACCAGUUCUGCAAGGCGUAUUUGUUACUGGAUUUAAUAUUUACCUCCGUGUCGUUAGAAGUGAUGAUUCUAAUUAGCUUUGAUCGUUAUAUUUUCCUAAAACACUGGUCCAGGAAUUAUAAAGAUCAGACUAGAAGGAAUGCUUAUAUACGAAGUGGUGCCGCUUGGAUUAUUGCAUUAGUUUUAAAUGGUCCAGCGACCCUGUUUUGGGACAUUUGGACAGGGGAGAAUUCUGUACCUAUAGAUGACUGUGAAGUACAGUAUCGAAAUAAUUACGCCUACACAGUAGUUGUGGCUAUAGUAGCAUUUCCAAUUCCAUUUGUGAUAUUGACUAUAUUGAAUACAAUUAUAUUUUGGGAAAUAAGAAAAUUACUUUCAAGGAGAGAAGAGCUAAGUAAUUUAUCUUCACUUUCCAACAGCCGGGACUCCACUUUGUCUAGAUCUGCGUCAAUCAAUGAUGUUCACGCAUGCGCAACUAGUGUUAAUUUUGUACAUUUGCAUCGAAGAAACAGCCUACGUUCCAAAGUAAUAUUCCACACACGUCAUGGUAAAAAGGCGGCUAAAUCUCUCGCAAUAUUGACUGUUGUGUAUGUGUGUGCGUGGCUUCCAUAUGCUAUUGCUAUAGUCAUAUAUUCAUUUUGUAGGACGUGUGUAAGUGUGCCGGUUUUUGAAACAUGUACGUGGCUAUUAUGGUUUAAAUCGGCAAUAAAUCCAUUUUUAUAUGCUUAUAACUGUAACAGGUUCCGGUCAAAUUUCAAAUACUUUCUGUCGUGUGGUAAGAGACAAAAGUAUAUAGGCGACGGACCAGUUAUUGUUUAAUGUAACUCGCUUUAUGAUUUAAUCAUUGGAUUAGGGAACGACCAUUUAACUUCAAAAAGGGAGGGUUAUGUUUUUUUCCCUAAAAGUCUUUACGAAUA
Messenger RNA from Mytilus trossulus (common blue mussel), 1552 nucleotides. RefSeq names its product muscarinic acetylcholine receptor M5-like. Gene Ontology annotation, cellular component: plasma membrane; synapse; dendrite. The transcript has 2 exons. NCBI's taxonomy places the organism in Eukaryota, Metazoa, Mollusca, Bivalvia, Mytilida, Mytilidae. Gene Ontology annotation, molecular function: G protein-coupled acetylcholine receptor activity; G protein-coupled serotonin receptor activity. Bases 249 to 1454 code for a protein of 401 amino acids. The record is from RefSeq and is a predicted model, not a curated record. Gene Ontology annotation, biological process: chemical synaptic transmission; adenylate cyclase-inhibiting G protein-coupled acetylcholine receptor signaling pathway; G protein-coupled receptor signaling pathway, coupled to cyclic nucleotide second messenger.